Molecule: messenger RNA, 1136 nt
Organism: Phaedon cochleariae (mustard beetle)
Lineage: Eukaryota; Metazoa; Arthropoda; Insecta; Coleoptera; Chrysomelidae
Source: the annotation of a GenBank genome assembly
UAAUGGAAUGGUUCAAAUUCGAAAAUAUUUUGAUAAACAAAUCAAAUAAUGUACUAUUCAAUUAACAUAAAUUUUACUUGAUAUUUUAUCAAUGAUAUCAUCGAGAUAUCAUCUAGAUGGAUUAGUGAAAAUGGCGAAAAGGCAACUGUUGCUACUAUCAUCGUCAAACGUGCAUGGUCAUGAAUAUUUGGAAUAUGCUGCCAAGGAUAUUUGUGAAUUGUUGACUUUAAAUAAUGUAAGCACAGUAUUGUUUGUGCCAUAUGCCUUGAGCAACCAUGAGGAAUAUUUGAAAAAGGUAGAACAACCUUUCAGAAGAUGGGGAUUCCAGGUUGAAAGUAUACAUAACCAAAAUCCCCUGGAAGCUGUGAAACAGGCAGAAGCUAUCUUUAUUGGGGGUGGAAAUACUUUUCGUCUCCUGAAAACUCUUUAUGACCUAAACCUAGUGGAGGCUAUCAAUGAAAGGGUUCUCAAAAACGGGAUCCCUUAUAUUGGUUCCAGUGCUGGGACAAAUGUGGCAACAAGAAGCAUACACACCACCAAUGACAUGCCAAUUGUCUACCCUCCUAGCUUUGACAGUUUAAAUUUGGUGCCCUUCAAUAUCAACCCCCAUUAUCAGGAUCCUGAUGAUGGUUCUAAGCACAAGGGCGAAACUAGGGAGGAAAGAAUAAUGCAGUACCUGGAGGAGAAAGAUUCCAGUCAUGUUUUGGGUCUGAGAGAAGGGGCCACCCUCUCUGUGAAUGGUAAUACUGCAGUUUUGAAAGGACUGAUUGGGGCAAGAUUGUUCAUAAAGGGACAGAAACCUAGGGAAAUAGAUGUUGGUAGUGAUUUGAGUUAUUUAUUGAAAGAAUAAAUAUACAUCAAUACAUUCUAUUAAAAUUUACAAUAAAACUAUACCAUUGUAACAUGGCAAAAAUAUUGAAAUAAAGAAGCACCAUUGCCCUGGAAAUAUCACAUAUUGGGUAAAAUUUAAAAUCUACACUACAACAUCCUUAUUUCCUCAUUAUCAUCUGAAUCAAUGAUUGUAGGAUCUAAAUUUGGAUUUGAGAACAAAUCCUCUACUGGUUUUAAUUUUUCUUUUCUCAUUAUAGCUGCAUCUCCCUUCAUAUUAUUGGUCCCUUGAAUAUUUUCAAGCUGCA